AUGAAGAUGUCCCCAAUAUCGAGACUAGCCAUAUUUUUCGCUGCUUUGGGUAUCACCUUAGCGAGCCCAGUACGCAGAGACCUCGCACCUGGCCCAGAAUUCGUGCGGCUUGACAAGAGUGAAGCUCUCGUAAUCGUCGCCGACUUGCAAGAGGGACUUUACAAAACUGUACGAGAUUACAAUACCAUCGAAUACCGCAACAACAUGAUCGCCCACGCAGCGAUCGCAAAGCUCUUCGACAUUCCCAUUGUUUUGACCACGAGCGCCGAGCACGGCCCUAAUGGCAUUCUGCCAAAAGAGAUCUCUGGGCUGUAUCCCGAUGCGCCACUCAUCCGUCGCAAUGGGGAAGUCGAUGCCUGGGAUAAUCCCGACUUUCGUAACGCGGUCAAAGCGCAGAACAAGACACAGGUCAUACUCGGCGGGAUCACUACAGACGUCUGCACGGAGUUUCUGGCUCUGUCUCUUCGCAGUGAGGGCUACACUGUCUUUGCUAAUACUGAGGCUUCCGGAACCUUCUCGGACAAGCUCGCCGCGGACGCAAAUCGGAGGAUGGAAGGUGGGGGCGUCAUCCUGCAAGGUGUCUUCGCCAUCGUGAUGGACUUGAUGCGGGAUUGGAGGAACACACCUGGUAGUGCGCAGGUCUUGCCAUGGUUAGACACGUACCUACCUUCGUAUGGCUAUGUCGCACGCACAGCUGAUUCCGAGUUUUUCUACAGCGCCCAUGAAGCUGCUGUCCUUAAUGGGACAUUAGCACCUGGCGAAGAAGGUCUGAAGAGGAAGUGA
This is a messenger RNA of Bacidia gigantensis, 783 nucleotides long. RefSeq lists its product as uncharacterized. The coding region runs from base 1 to 783 and encodes 260 amino acids. The record is from RefSeq and is a predicted model, not a curated record. The transcript is spliced from 4 exons. NCBI's taxonomy places the organism in Eukaryota, Fungi, Ascomycota, Lecanoromycetes, Lecanorales, Ramalinaceae.